This is a messenger RNA of Diabrotica virgifera virgifera (western corn rootworm), 1269 nucleotides long. RefSeq lists its product as uncharacterized. Bases 83 to 415 code for a protein of 110 amino acids. NCBI's taxonomy places the organism in Eukaryota, Metazoa, Arthropoda, Insecta, Coleoptera, Chrysomelidae. The transcript has 2 exons. The record is from RefSeq and is a predicted model, not a curated record.
UUCGUUCUUCCAGAAAAAAACAAUAUUUUUAUGGGGAAUAUUUUUGAAUAUUACAUUGUUCAUACUAAAAUAAAUAACUAGUAUGUACUUAUUUUUUCAGAUGGAAUCGCGAUCUAAGAGGAUCCUUGAACUUGCAAUGGCAACCGAGAAAUCUAACAUUCCCGUUCUAAUGACUAGGAUAGAUAAUAGCACAUUAUACAUACGGAAUGGAACUUCAAACAUAGAGGACUCAUUGUUAACAGAAGGAAAAGUUGACUUAACAGUUCCGAAUCGUAGUCGUUGUGAUUCGACUAGCAGUAGUUCGUCUAGUGACUUGUCAACCAGCUCAUCAAGCCCUUUCAGUGAAGGUAAUUUUAUGUAUUCAAUUAAUGUGCAUUUCACUGUAAUCAAAAUUGAAUCAGAAUUGAAUUGGUAAGACGUGUUUAUGAGUGCUCGUAACUUUUAUCAAGUUUUGUGAUUAUUACGGCUAUAAUUAAAAAGCUUUUAAAGCGCCAAAGAAACCAUAAAGUGACAAAGUGAAAUUGUGCAGAAAGUGAGCCAAGAAAACAAGCAGAAUAAUUUGUAAGUACAAUUUCUUAUAUCUACAUUUAUUGAAUAGAACAAAAAUAUCGCUUGCAAAUUAAAGAACUAUAAAAACCAGAAACUAAUUAGUUCUGAUAAGGUGACUUGAUUUUGAGCCAUCGAGGCGGGCUCGCCACUUUUUCGCAAACCAAACUGUUACAAAAUAACGAUUGGACUAUUAAGUAACGGGAGUGAAUAUAAGUAAGUGAAAAUAAUCUGUAUGUGUACAAUUUCUUAUAUUUAUUGGGAAAGAACAAAAAUAUCGUAUGCAAAUUAACGAACUAUAAAUAACAGUAACUAUUUAGGUUUGAUAAGGUGAAGAGCCUCCGCGCUUUUGAGGCGGGCCCGGCACUUUUUCGCAAACCGAACAGUGACAAAACACCGAUUGGACUAGUAAGUAACGGGAGUGAGUAAUACAUGCACGCUGCGCCACAAAAAAUGGCUUCGAAUUUGUUAACACCGGUAAAAAUAAUGGAUAGAUACAAAGUGGAUUCGGACGACGACACAUCAGAAGACCAUAGAAAGAGGAACAGAGAAGAAGAGGAAGAAUUGUUCCAAAAAAGUAAAAAAGUGUCUAGAUCGCCUAACAAAACCCGUAACGAAGAUAAUAAGCUCGAUCAAAUUAUUAAAAUGAUGCAUGACUUAACCACAGAAACAAAAAAUUUAACAACGGAAGUAAAAGAGAUAAAGAAUGAACAGAGAAAAUAC